This is a messenger RNA of Athalia rosae (coleseed sawfly), 1732 nucleotides long. RefSeq lists its product as uncharacterized. The coding region runs from base 233 to 715 and encodes 160 amino acids. The record is from RefSeq and is a predicted model, not a curated record. The transcript is spliced from 3 exons. NCBI's taxonomy places the organism in Eukaryota, Metazoa, Arthropoda, Insecta, Hymenoptera, Athaliidae.
GCGCUAAGAUCCGAUAUUAACCCUCGAGCCCGUGAUUGCCGCGAAUUUAUUGCAAGCGCCGUACUUAUCAGGGAAAAUAACAAAUCAGAGAUAUAUACAAUACACAUAUAGGUAGAUCGUAUAUUUGUUAUCGCAUAACGUAUCGAACAUAUUGCGAGAUGGAGGGAAGAGUAAAUGAUCACCCGUUUUCUUGUAUCGCGUUAGGAGCGAACUGGAGAGCUUAGAAUACGACAUGCAAGCUCUACGGGACGCUGUCGUGGCGAGAGAAGAAGCGUGGGACAGAGCUGUGGAAAGAGAAGAAAAUUAUCGUCAGCAGUUAGCGAGAUUGUCCGCAGAGACUGUCACUACACGUCAUCUCGCCGAUUCUAAACAAAACGAACUCGAAACGCUAAAGAUCACCCUCUUGGAGAGGGAAGCUGAGUUGAAGGCAACGCAAAAGGAUUUAUUGAGCUUGGAGAAAAUCAUCGUCAAACUGGAAAAACAUCAAAGGGAGCUCGAGGAGGCCAGUCCGGAAACUAAGCUGUUCCCGGUCAGCGGCAACGAGCGGAAAACUAUCGAUGAAAUUGUGAGGAAACAGGCUCGUAUCAAACCCAAAUUAAAACCCAGACCUAAAGGUAGCUCUUCGACGCCUCAAAGUCUUCAAGGAAGUCCGCGUUCUGCCGCGCGCACUCCGAGAGAUCAUGCUGGAUCGGCUAAUUGCUCCUCGAUUUUUUAGCAUAAUCACGUAUCGUGCAAUGUACGUACAACGUCCUUUCAGACCCGUUGAAAAAAAACAAGACCAAACCAACAAAAAAUAAUUAGAACAAAUGGAAAAAUUCUAAUUGUCAGUGUAUAUGGACUGUAAGUGUAUAUCUUUGUCACUGCAUGUUUAUUUUUGGACAAUUUUUCUUUCGGUUAUUGCCAUGAAAAUGUGAGUGAUAUUGAUGAAUUAGCUGUUGUUCGGAUACUCAAUUUCGAAUGCAACCGAAAAUGUUUUUCAUCGUUGUGCGAAUCACUGUCUUGUGGUUAUCAGUGAAUAAGCGCCUUUGAUCGAUGAAACACAUGAGUUUGAAAUACACGAUGAUAUACUGCAAAAAAUUCGAAUUACUAAUUGCACGCUGCACUUUUAGACUGCACAUAUUACUUGUACGCAUAAGAUUGGAAGUUAAAAAUUAAAGAACAUAGAUAUGAUAUAGCACAACAAUUUCUAGCGGCAUAGACGGAUUAUUCCUCACAAAAAACUAAACUUAUAUAAUUACGGCAAAAUGCUUACGUUUUGCAAGAUGCAUGUAUUCAUAUUAUAGUUUUCACUCGUUGAGCGUAACUUACGUGAAUCAAAUUCUCAUGGAUAAUGAUAAGGAUAAUGUCAGUUAUCAGAGUAAUUAUUUAUUGGAGUAAAUUGUGGAUAUGUGAAUUUUUUUGUAUCUUUUUCCCUCCCUGUGCAGUAAAACAACCUUGAGCUUUGAUAUUUCGUAAUAACUCCUUGGCGAGUUUUUUUCUUUCUUAUUUUUCAUUAUUCUGGGAAUGAGAUUAAGAAAUCAUUUUUCCAAUUCCACACCUCCAAUGUCAGGCUAUAGUCAAAGUAUAGCAAUUUAAUUUCAUUCAGAGUCCGAUAUGAGCGACCAAACAGAGAUAUAUCGUACGUAUGAGUAAUUAAAUUAAUACAACUGAAAGAUAUGCAGAUUGUCUCUCCCUAUAAUUUGAUAAAGUCUGUGUUAUUUUUAAUUAUUGAUGCCACCUAUUGUACGUACAU